AUGGUUGAAAUUACUGAAAUUAUCGAAGAUCAAAACACUCAAGACGAUGUUGUUGCCGACGUCUUGGCUGAAGCUGUUGCUGAAACUGUUGCAAAAGCUGAAGAAGAAGAAGAAGAUGAUGACGAUGAGGGAGAAGCUUAUGCAUCCGAUGACGAAGAUUCUGAUUAUGAUGAUUUUGACGAAAAUGAAACUUUGUUUGAGAGAAUAGUUGCUUUGAAGGAUAUAGUUCCACCAAAACAAAGAAACGCAGUUUGUAAUGCAUUCUCUACCACUGUUAAUAUAGCCAAAUCUAUCUUUUCCAAAGGUGGUUCUUUAACCUGGACUAUUGCCACCAGUGCUCUAUUAUUAGGAGUUCCAUUAUCUUUGACUAUUUUGGCCGAACAACAAUUGAUUGAAAUGGAAAAAACCUUUGAUUUACAAAGCAAUGCCAAUGAUUUAUUAGGCAGUGCUCCACAACAACCAGUCCCAUCUCCAGCCGCCCAAUAA
Saccharomycodes ludwigii is the source of this 486-nucleotide messenger RNA. RefSeq names its product Tom22p (gene TOM22). The coding region runs from base 1 to 486 and encodes 161 amino acids. The record is from RefSeq and is a predicted model, not a curated record. Gene Ontology annotation, cellular component: mitochondrial outer membrane. The transcript has a single exon. Lineage: Eukaryota; Fungi; Ascomycota; Saccharomycetes; Saccharomycodales; Saccharomycodaceae. Gene Ontology annotation, biological process: intracellular protein transport.